CCAUUUGUAGGAAAUUUCUACAACCUCUGCUGCUGCUGCCAUUCCUUUGGCUUUCUUGCAAAAAAAAAGAAAAAAAGAAUUGUUGGUUUUGUUUAUUCCUCCCGCUUUUCUAUAUGAAUUUGGAGUGAUGGGUGAUGUUUCAUCAUCUUUUGAAGUUGCUCACAAGGUGUUCGACGGUUUUCCUGAACCAGGGUUUUAAAGACUAUUGGCUAUGAAUACAGUUUGGGGGUUAUUGGUAGUGAUUACUUUCUUCAAUGGAUGUAUCAUUAAGCAGCAGUGGUGGACCUAUGCUAAAUCUCAGAUUACUGGGAAUGCUAGUAUACCUUCAAGACCGGAAGUAAUAAAUAUUGGGUCCAUAUUGACUCUCGAUACAAUCAUAGGGAAGGUUGCGAAGAUCGGUUUAGAGGCUGCUGUAGAAAAUGUGAACAAUGAUCCAACUAUACUUAAAGGCACUAAGCUGAAACUAAUCGUUCACGACUCCAAUUUUAGCGGCUUUCUUAGUAUUAUGGAGGCUUUCCAAUCUCUGGAGACUGAAAGUGUGGCCAUAAUAGGACCGCAAACGUCGGUCUUAGCUCACAUGAUCUCGCACGUUGUGAACAAGCUCCAAGUCCCACUACUAUCUUUCACAGCGACGGACCCCACGUUAUCCUCACUACAAUACCCGUUCUUUGUUCGAACAACUCACAGUGAUGCUUUCCAAAUGGCUGCUAUAGCCGACAUAGUGGGCUACUAUGAAUGGAAACAAGUUGUUGCCAUUUAUAUAGACGAUGAUCACGGGAGGAACGGAAUAACGUUCUUAGCAGACCAAUUAGCGACUAAGAGGUGUAAGAUCUCCCACAAAGCCCCUAUCAAACCUGACGCAAGACGAGCAGACAUACGAGAAGUAUUGCUUCAAAUUGCUUUAAUGGAAUCUAGAGUUAUUGUCGUUCACACUUAUGCGAAUUGGGGAUUAGACGUACUUCAAGCCGCGCAUGAUCUUCACAUGAUGGAUAGGGGGUAUGUUUGGAUCACAACGAAUUGGCUCUCUACCGUCAUUGAUAUAAGCUCGUGGGUGAAUCCUACGAAAUUCUUUUCUUCUAUGCAAGGAGUUAUAACGUUGAGAUCAUACAUAAAAAAUUCACCACUUAAACGCAAGUUUGCAACCGAGUGGAAAAACAUGACGACAUUGGGCUUGAGUACGUAUUCUCUGUAUGCAUAUGAUACCAUUUGGUUGCUUGCUCGUGCUCUUGACAAUUUCUUCAAUCACGGUGGAAGCGUUUCAUUCUCAAAAGAUCCUGAACGGAAUGACUCACGAGGAGGGUUCUUGAAUCUUGAUUCGUUGAGAAUCUUUAACGAAGGGAACUCGUUGCUUAACAACAUCUUACAAGUCAAAAUGAACGGAACAACUGGUCCUGUUGAGUUCACAUCUGAUAAAAAUCUGAUUUCUCCAGCGUUUGAAGUUAUUAACGUAAUAGGUACUGGGUUUAGGAGAGUAGGGUAUUGGUCAAACUCUUCACGCCUCUCAACUACUCUUCCGGAAACACUCCCAAACAGAACUAGUUCACCGAAGCCGUUGCGUAACGUAAUUUGGCCUGGUGAAACACUUAAAAAGCCCCGUGGAUGGGUCUUUCCACAUAACGGAAAUCAGUUGAAAAUUGGUGUUCCAAAACAUGUUAAUUUUAAGGAGUUUGUGGACCAAGUUAAGGGAACUGAUAUGUAUGAAGGGUACUGCAUUGAUGUAUUUACUUCUGCCGUAAACCUGCUACCGUAUGCUGUACCGUAUAAGUUCUAUCCAUACGGAGACGGUUAUCAUGAUCCAGAUGCUACCCAUCUUGUGAGCUUGAUAAGUGCUGGUGUCUAUGAUGCUGUUGUGGGAGACAUUGCUAUCAUCACUAACCGGACACAGAUGGCAGAUUUUACGCAGCCAUAUACGGAGUCGGGGCUGGUUGUGGUGGCACCAGUGAGGAGGCUCAACUCUGGAACAUGGGCUUUUCUCAGGCCGUUCACUGCGAAAUUGUGGUGUGUUACUGGGCUCUUCUUUAUUGUCGUCGGAGCGAUUGUUUGGAUUCUAGAACAUCGUAUAAACGAUGAAUUUCGUGGCCCUCCUAAACAGCAAAUCAUCACUACCUUAUGGUUUAGCUUUUCGACCUUAUAUUUCUCUCACAAACAGAACAUGAUGAGCUCUCUUGGUCGACUCGUACUAAUCAUGUGGUUACUAGUGGUUUUGAUAAUCAGUUCCAGUUACACUGCAAGCCUCACCUCAAUCUUGACGGUCCAGAAACUUUCUUCGCCUAUUGAAGGGAUCAGUAGUUUAAUGUCAAUCAAAGAUCCCAUUGGCUACCAACAAAAUUCUUUUGUCAGAAACUAUCUGGUUGACGAGCUUGGCAUUUCGGAAACUAGACUUGUUCCUCUAAACUUGCCGGAAGACUAUGAAAAAGCAUUAAAUGAUGGUCCUAAUAAUGGCGGUGUUGCUGCGGUAGUUGAUGAACGUCCGUAUAUUGAACUCUUCCUUUCCACCCGCUGCCAGUUCAGUAUCGUUGGGCAACAAUUCACCAAAAAUGGAUGGGGAUUUGCCUUUCCGCGGGACUCUCCUCUUGCAGUAGAUAUAUCGAGCGCCAUUCUGAAAUUGUCAGAAAACGGCGAGUUACAAAGGAUCCACGACAAGUGGCUAACACGAAGUGCUUGUAGUUCACAAGGAGCAAAGACUGCAGUUGACCGGCUCGAGCUAAAGAGCUUCAAAGGCCUGUUUUUCAUAUGUGGGCUAGCUUGUUGCAUUGCUCUUUUUAUAUACUUGGGGCUCACCAUACACCAGUAUGCUAAACACAAACCCGAUCUUUUGGAGCCAUCUACACGGAGCCUCAAACCAGGACGCCUUAAAACCUUCAUUUCGUUUGUUGAUGAAAAACAAGAAUCCGUUAAAGCUCGUACCCAGAAAAGGCUUGAAGAAGCUAGAUCACGUGCAAGCCUUGACGGAAAUGAUUUGUCUGUUAACGGGUCUAGAAGCUCACGAAGAGUCUCGGUUUCAGACACGCCAUAAUGGUCACGAGAUGGAGAAUGUUCCUAGUCGUAAUGUGAGAAACAUGCUUUCUCUGAACAAGAUAGAUGAUUGUAUGUAUAUCCGUGAAUGAUUAGAUACAACUUUCAAAUGCAUGUACAUAUAUAUAUACAUACACCUUUACAGUUGAAUGGAGUUGCAGGGUGUUGUAGUAUA
Helianthus annuus (common sunflower) is the source of this 3190-nucleotide messenger RNA. RefSeq names its product glutamate receptor 3.6. The record is from RefSeq and is a predicted model, not a curated record. Lineage: Eukaryota; Viridiplantae; Streptophyta; Magnoliopsida; Asterales; Asteraceae. The transcript is spliced from 7 exons. Gene Ontology annotation, cellular component: plasma membrane. The coding region runs from base 212 to 3016 and encodes 934 amino acids. Gene Ontology annotation, molecular function: ligand-gated monoatomic ion channel activity; signaling receptor activity.